CCAUUUUCCGCCACCCCCAGCGACGCUCGCCCAGCUCCUUGCACUCUCAUCGUCCCAUCCAACGCGGAAACUCAGCUCCAGCCUCCAGAUGCUCGAGCCUCGGCUGUUUCGACGGCGUUGCGCCCAAUCCGUCCUGUGCCUGAAUCCACCGGAAGUGCGCACCCUUCUAAUCAACGGAUUUGGAUGACAGCAUCUCGUCAAUAGUUCGGCUAAUUCUAGAUUUCUGCUCUGUAUAACAACAUCUCCCUCGACCAGUUCCCCGGACAGAGACUGCAAUGAGAAUUAUACCCCGGAUUUCGACAUUUUGAACGAGUGAUUGGGUUGCUGGGUGACGCCUGAGCACAGACAAGAGACAGACACAACACAAGACAGACCAACAGACAAGAUGGGCAGUGCUGAACAAGAUGUCGAGCUCCAAGACUUCGGGAGCAUCUUCAGUCUCGAGGGCAAGGUCGCUGUCGUGAGCGGCGGUUCACGAGGACUGGGCCUGAACGUCGCCUCUGGAUUCAUGCAAGCUGGCUGCUCCAAGGUCUACAUCACCUCCCGCAAGGCCAAAGCAUGUGAAGAAGCCGUCGCGGCCCUCAACGCCCUCCCCAACAAACGACCCGGCGCCGUCGCCAUCUCCGUCCCCGCCGACUCGUCCAAAAUCUCAGAGAUUGAACGUUUGGCCGCCGAGGUCGCAAAGACGACCGACCACGUCGACAUCCUGUUCGCAAACGCCGGCGCAAGUUGGGGGGCACCCUUUGAAACACACCCGGAAAACGCUUUCAGCAAGGUCAUGGAUCUUAAUGUCAAGAGCGUCUUCUACACCGUCCAGAAAUUCGCCCCGCUCCUCCAGAAGCGGGCGAGCACAGAGAACCCCAGCAGAGUCAUUGUGACUGCCAGCGUCGCUGGUAUCGGCGUUGGUUCACUCGGCGAAAAUGCGACUUUCUCAUACUCCGCGUCGAAGGCCGCGGUGAUUCAUUUGGCCAAGAACCUCGCCGUCGAGCUUGGCCCGCGAGGAAUCAUCACCAACGCUGUGGCUCCGGGUUUUUACCCGACCAAGAUGGCUUCGGGGUUGAUGGAAUUGCAAGGUGGGCAGGCCGCGUUGGCUGCCGAAGUCCCAAACAAGAGGCUUGGGCGUCCUGAGGAUAUUGCAGGGUUGGUGGUCUUUUUGAGCAGCCGAGCAUCCUCACACAUCAACGGUGCCGUCAUCACGACCGACGGUGGCGCUGUACUCUCACGGGGCAAGCUAUAGAGGGAAAACAACAACGAGUGUAUAGAACAGGUUCUUUGCGCAUUUCUUUUUUGAUGCCAAUUUUUGCAGGCGCCAGUGCACAAUCAUCGCUUCACGGGCGUCAGUCUGAUCUUAAGCGGCUGAAGCAUCCAAAGAACCUGUUCUGGUGAUCAGCAGAAAGAAACAACACUGACCCCAAAACAGACAACUCACGUAGAACCUGGCAUCUUCCACCCAUGUAGGAUGAUCCCCAUCCAGCUCCAUAUCAAAAUGCCACAGCAACUUUGCAAUGACGAGC
This is a messenger RNA of Cladophialophora immunda, 1514 nucleotides long. RefSeq lists its product as uncharacterized. Gene Ontology annotation, molecular function: oxidoreductase activity. Lineage: Eukaryota; Fungi; Ascomycota; Eurotiomycetes; Chaetothyriales; Herpotrichiellaceae. The record is from RefSeq and is a predicted model, not a curated record. The transcript has 2 exons. The coding region runs from base 386 to 1237 and encodes 283 amino acids.